Cloeon dipterum is the source of this 3037-nucleotide messenger RNA. RefSeq names its product glycogen [starch] synthase (gene GlyS). Lineage: Eukaryota; Metazoa; Arthropoda; Insecta; Ephemeroptera; Baetidae. Bases 188 to 2260 code for a protein of 690 amino acids. The record is from RefSeq and is a predicted model, not a curated record. Gene Ontology annotation, cellular component: cytoplasm. Gene Ontology annotation, molecular function: alpha-1,4-glucan glucosyltransferase (UDP-glucose donor) activity. The transcript has 10 exons. Gene Ontology annotation, biological process: glycogen biosynthetic process.
CGCGGUCGCUCGCCGUCAUCGGCAGCGCACGCACGAAACGCCCUUGAAAUGAACUUUGGCUGCCGGGGCGGUCAACCUGCUGGCUGAACCUGUGAUUUUGGGCUGAUUCGCGUCGUGUCGCGCAACUGAUACUCUCCACUUAUCUACUCCCGAUCCAGCACUGGCAGGCGGACACCGGCGAGACAGCAUGUCGAGGGACAAGAUGUCCAGGCGGUUCUACCGCGUCGAGAGCGGACAGGAUCUGCUCGCCUACAUGGACAAGGGCGAGUCGGCAAACUUGGAGAACCGCUGGUGCUUCGAGACCGCGUGGGAGGCGGCAAACAAAGUGGGUGGAAUUUACACGGUGAUCCGGUCGAAGGCUUUCGUGUCGACCGAGGAGAUGGGCGAGCAUUACUGCCUCCUCGGCCCGUACAAAGAGACGUACGCGCGAACCGAGGUGGAGGAGUUGGAGUUUCCCACAAACAGUCCUUUCGCGGUGGCCGUGCGCAAUCUGCGUGCCCAGGGCUACAAGCUGCACACGGGCACAUGGCUAGUCGAUGGCAACCCGCAGAUCAUCCUCUUUGACAUCGGCUCCGGUGCCUGGAAGCUAGACCAGUUCAGGCAUGAGCUGUGGGAGACGUGCCACCUCGGCAUUCCACACCUGGACGUCGAGGCCAACGACGCCGUCAUUCUCGGAUACAUGGUUGCAGAAUUCAUUGCAGAAUUUAGAAAAGCGGCUGAAGAGUAUUCUGACAUCAAGCCCAGGGUGGUGGCGCACUUCCACGAGUGGCAGGCGGGCGUGGGUCUCAUUGCACUGCGCACCAGGCACGUCGAGGUGGCCACUGUUUUCACCACGCACGCCACCCUUCUCGGCCGGUACCUCUGCGCCGGCAGCACUGAUUUCUACAAUAACCUCGGCAAUUUCAAUGUGGAUGAGGAGGCAGGAAAGCGGCAGAUCUACCAUCGGUACUGCAUGGAGCGUGCGGCAACACAUCUGAGUCACGUGUUCACAACGGUGUCAGAAGUGACCGGGCUGGAGGCAGAGCACUUGCUCAAACGCAAGCCUGACUACAUCACUCCAAACGGCCUGAAUGUGAAGAAGUUCUCGGCGCUGCACGAGUUCCAAAAUCUGCACGCCGUCGCCAAGGAAAAGAUCAACGAGUUCACACGGGGUCAUUUUUACGGCCACUAUGAUUUUGACCUGGACAAGACGCUCUACUUCUUCAUUGCUGGCCGCUAUGAGUUUGGCAACAAGGGUGCAGAUGUGUUCAUUGAGGCGCUGGCCCGGCUGAACCAUUACCUGAAGGCGGCAAACUCAGACACAACAGUGGUGGCGUUCCUCAUCUUCCCUGCCAAGACCAACAACUUCAACGUGGAGAGUCUUCGUGGCGCUGCGGUGACCAAGAGUUUGCGCGACACAAUCAACCAGAUCCAGCACAAUUUGGGCAAGCGCCUCUAUGAGAUCUGCCUGCAGGGUAAAGUGCCUGGUCCGAAUGACCUGCUUCUAAAAGAGGACACGGUCAAGCUCAAACGCUGCACCUACGCGCUGCAGCGUGAUGGUCUGCCGCCUGUCACCACACACAACGUCAUUGACGAUUGGAACGACCCUGUGCUCAACUCCAUCCGCAGGUGCCAGAUGUUUAACACCGUCAACGACAGAGUCAAGGUUGUGUUCCACCCUGAGUUCCUGUCAUCGACAAAUCCACUGUUUGGUCUUGACUACGAGGAGUUUGUGCGGGGCUGCCAUUUGGGUGUGUUCCCCUCUUAUUACGAGCCGUGGGGCUACACGCCAGCCGAGUGCACAGUCAUGGGCAUUCCCUCCAUCACCACCAACCUCUCAGGCUUCGGCUGCUUCAUGCAGGAACAUGUAGCUGACCCAAUGAGCUACGGUAUUUACAUCGUGGACCGGCGCUACAUAUCGCUUGAAAGCACAAUCAGGCAGCUGGCGCAGUACAUGUUCGACUUCUCGCGGCUCAACCGACGCCAACGCAUCAUCCAGCGUAACCGCACUGAGCGCCUCAGCGACCUGCUCGACUGGCGCAACCUUGGAAUUUAUUAUCGCCAAGCAAGAAUGCGAGCGUUGAAGAGCGUGUACCCCGAAAUGGAAGAGGAGGGUGAAGGCAUGGGCGGCCGCUUCAACUACCCGCGACCGAUUUCGGAGCCCCCAAGUCCAAGUUCUUCGCGGAUGACUACUCCAGCACCUUCAGAGCAUGGUUCAGAUGAUGAGGAUGAGGUUGAUGAAGAGAAAGAGCUGCAAGAGUUGGCUCACGGCGGGAAUUGAGCGGGGAUUUAAUAGAGUUUUAAACAAACAAAAUCAACCGAGGUGAAGGAAUCAAAGUUAUGAUAUAAUGACCGCACUCAUUACUAAAAUGUGCACAGAUAGCUGUACUGCAAGUCACGAGAUAGAAAAAAGUAAUUCUGCGUUUAAAACGAUGCGUUUUCUGUGUAUAUUAGCCUUUGGUAGCCGCGCUCACUAUUUUUUGUCCUAGUGCCAUCUCGUUUUGUAUUUUUGCUCAUGGAUUACACUUUGUUUUUUGCUGUUGAGUAUAUUUUUAUAUAAUAUUAUUUCGUCAUUUUAAUCUCUCGUUAUUUACAUAUAGUUGUGUUUUGUUUAUAGCCUUAAAGAGAUACAUAUGUUGUGAAACUUAUUGAUUUAUCCGAUUUAUCACUUCAGCAAUCGUCUGAAAAAUAGUUAUAUAUUAUAGUUAUUUACUAGACAAAAGCAGUGAAAUUGGAACCUGGAGUGUAUAUUGCAUUAUAUCAAAAGCUGUUCUCUCAGAUAUAUUAUUCUAUGCUAUAUAGUGUAUAUCGUUCUAAAUUUUACUGACGGACACACUUAUUGUUGGUAAAUUGGUUUGAAUUUUAUCGAAAAAAAGCUCUUUUAGUUUGUCUGCUUCUUCACAAUUUCUCUCUUCGCUGUUCUUGGAAAAAAUGAUCUAAAACUAAAAUUGCAAACACCUGAAACACACACUCAUGUUGAAUUAUUUUUUAAUCCACACAUGAAUGUGAUACAAUGUGCCAUAAAUUAAAAAAAAUGCAAUUAAAUAGAUCUACAGAA